Messenger RNA from Adineta ricciae, 210 nucleotides. The record is from the annotation of a GenBank genome assembly. NCBI's taxonomy places the organism in Eukaryota, Metazoa, Rotifera, Eurotatoria, Adinetida, Adinetidae.
AUGGUUGUGCAAGAACACCGUCAAGGUCGACCAAGAACAGAACGGAACAGAACAAAACUACUGUCAACCACUUUUUAUGCGAGAAGAGGAAAAAAAUCACAUAUUAGUUUAUCGUUGUCAAUCAAAGACAUUUAUGCGAAUUUCAUUGGUAUAUGUCGUCUAGUCACCGUUUAUAUUUCAAUCAUUAAAACUUCACCAAUCUUCACCUAA